UGUUAUCAUUAAUAAUAUACAGUCUAUCUUAAAUGUAUCCCAGUUCUCUUUCCAUUUAAUCAGUCACUGACAGAAAAAAUAUAUUUCUUGACUAUCUGAGUUGUAAAUUAUGCAUUACAUACCGUAAACUCUAGAAUCAUUGGCACCUUAUAUGAAAAUGAAGAAAAAUAUAUAUGUAAAUUAAAUACCAUAUGCAAUGAGUGACAUUUGGUCAAACAUAUGGAAAUGUGGUAUAGUUUCAUUUUAACAAUAUUUUGAUGAACAUCUUUCUGCAACAUACUAAUUUCAAAAUUAUUAGCACACCCACAAUUAAUAUUUGGUGAACCAGGGAGAGAAUAACAGCACAUAGAGUUCAAAUGCAAAAUUUGAGAUGGUCAUUUUAAAACAUUUUCUUCUUACAUAAAAAUUUUGAUUUUGACUCUUGGUUCUUCAAGGCUUCUUUAAUGGCUCACUGGGUAAUUAAGGGCUCUUUGCUACCUUUUGGAAACCUUUAUGAUAGGGAAACACUCUGUUGAAGGAUUUUAUACAGAAAUAGACCCCCAUCUAUAGUGUAUAUAUUUAUCUAUAAAUAGACCCCCAUCUAUAGUAUAGAUGACCCCCAUCUAUAGUCAAAUUAUACUGGGGCUAACAUAUCCUGGUACUUCAGCAGUGGUGGCAAAGUAAAGCUAGCAUUGGCGCCUCAUGGGUCCAUUUUCACCCCAUGUCUGUGUGGGUUUCCUCUGGGUUCUUUAAUUUUCUACUGACACCCAAAACAUACUGCCAGGUGGACUAAGUACACUAAAAUGCCUCAGGUAUAAAUGAGUGUGUAAAAGUGUGUGUGCAUGGUGCCCUUCAAUGCACUGACUUCCUAACCAGGGUGUAUUCCCGACUUGUGCCCAGUGUUCACAGAAUAGGCUGGAGAUCCAUUAUGACCCUGUUCAGGAUAAAGCGGUUACUGAAGAUGAAUGAACGUAUAUCCUGGUACUUAACAGAAUUCAUGAUGCCAUACAUCUUUAUAAGAGCCCCUGAACCACAAAACAAGCCUCAACAAUACACCACUAAAUAGGAUCCUGAUUGUGACUUUACAGAGUAUAUACGUAGAGCUGAUGCUUCUUCACGUGUGCAUUUUUAUUUUCAUGGAGGUGGCCAAUAAUCAUGUUCAUAAUUCAGCAAUAAUUAUCUGCAGUGCAGACUUCCACACCUUCCUGACAGAGCUGUCAGCAGGAUACAUGGAGAGAGAAUGGAGGAAGACCAGUUUGGUGUGUUUAUUCUGUUAAACAAAGACACUGGAAAGGCUUGUUUGGGUUCGAGAACAGGUUCAAACUGAAAUGCUGCCUUCAAAACACUCCACCCUGUAACGAUUUUCUAUUCUCUAAACACAUGGAACCAGAGUUCAGCGUUUAAAAGCCUGAGCUGUAUGAGUGGGUUCUACUGAGAGGGUGGGUCUGACUCCAUCUGCCAUUUACCUUUAGUAAAGGCACCAACUGCUUUUUUUUUUUUUUUAAACUUGUUAGGUAACGUAAUGGGGCGUGACCUUGAGUUCCCACGCGCCGGCUCCUCAGUGUUCUGUCCAAUCGCGACAUGAGACGUAAUCGGUGUCGAUUACGCGAGGGAGUGGUUGUCGUGACAACGCCGUGCCCCUUCGACAUCUUUCAGGAAAUGAAUAUAGAGAAAUAAGAAAAGCAGGAACUCGAAGCACUUGAAGGCGGACGAAACAGUUGCUGAAGGGGGAAGUUUGGUUGAAUGUUACGGACGCCGGCGCAAGUACGAGAAGAUGCUUAUUAAGGAAUACCGAGUUGUUCUUCCCAUUUCUGUUGAAGAGUACCAAGUGGCCCAGCUCUACUCGGUGGCUGAGGCCAGUAAGAAUGAGACGGGAGGAGGAGAAGGAGUGGAGGUACUGAAGAAUGAGCCUUAUGAGAAGGAUGGAGAGAAGGGGCAAUACACCCAUAAGAUCUACCAUUUGCAGAGUAAAGUACCAGGCUUUGUGCGGAUGCUGGCACCGGCUUCGGCUCUGAAGGUCCACGAGAAGGCCUGGAAUGCUUACCCAUACUGUCGCACAAUUCUCACAAACGAGUACAUGAAGGAUAACUUUAUGAUCAUGAUUGAGACGUGGCACAAACCUGACUACGGUGACCAAGAAAAUGUACAUAAGCUUGAUGCAGAAGCAUGGAAGAAGACCGAGGUCGUUUACAUUGAUAUUGCUGACAGGAGUCAGGUAGAUGACAAGGACUACAAACCUGAGGAGGAUCCAGCCACAUUCAAGUCAACGAAGACUGGAAGAGGACCUCUAGGACCUCAGUGGCGAAAAGAACUUCCUCAGAAGACCGACUGCCCUCACAUGUGUGCCUAUAAACUUGUCACUGUCAAGUUUAAGUGGUUUGGUUUGCAAAACAAAGUGGAAGGCUUCAUCCACAAGCAAGAGAAGCGCUUGUUUACCAACUUCCACAGGCAGCUUUUCUGCUGGAUAGACAGGUGGAUUGACUUGACAAUGGACGACAUUCGACGGAUGGAAGCGGAGACACAAAAGGAACUUGAUAAGAUGCGAGAAAAGGACCCAGUAAAAGGGAUGUCUGCCUCAGAUGAGUAAAGGCCCUGCAUCUGGGACUCUAUAUUGCCCAGUGAGCAGCAGUAUUGUUUGUGUCCCAGGCAGUGCUCGAGAGGAAGUCUUUCCUCUUGAUCCACUUCAAUAAGGUGCCUCCUUCAAGUCCUUCUCCCACAACCACGGAACUCCUACACACUAUAAACCCUAUUAAAGCUGAUUUCUACACUAAACAAUAAUAUAUAUAUAUAUAUAUAAUUCUAAUAUUACUGAUUAUUCCUUUUUAUUUUUAAUGUUUACUGCUUUUAUUUUAAAAUUGUAUUCAUCACCACAGCCAUUUCCCCUGCACGAUUUUAUUGAGCUAACUGACAACUAGAUUUUUUUUUUUUGGUUUUAUUUUUUGUAUCAGCACUGACCCAACACUGUAACACUGCUCAUACACUCAUUCUCGUUAGUUUGAUUCACUUUAUUCACUUCUUUCAGCUACAUUCACCCCACUGUUGUCUGCUCCUAAUGCUGCCUUAGGGCGCUGUGUGUGUGUUUGUUUCAAGCUAGCAUUUUCUCCUAAUCAUGUGACCCACCACUUUUAACACAUGAGAAAAUGCUCCUUGUAAGCAGUAUGGUGUAAUUGUGUUUACAUAACCUCAGCCUGAAUGAAUAUGCAUCAUGUGUUUAAGGGAAUGAGGUUUUUUUUUUUAGCGCCAAUGUGACUUGGUCUUCACUGUAAUGGUCACAUCAGUGCUGUACUCCUUUUCAAUUUGGUCUGAAAGUUUGCAGUUGUCUACUUUGCCUCGAUUUUAAACCGGGGCACUGAAGUUAGUUUAUUUAUUCACUGGGUAUUUUUACAGUUUGUCAAAUCUUCUGGGAUUAUGCAACACUGUGUAGGGCUGACAUUUUUCUACUCUUCUGGAAAUUCUAUCAUUUGAAACGGAUCAAUAAAAUGACAGACUUA
This is a messenger RNA of Ictalurus furcatus (blue catfish), 3470 nucleotides long. RefSeq names its product phosphatidylinositol transfer protein, alpha a (gene pitpnaa). Gene Ontology annotation, molecular function: phosphatidylinositol transfer activity; phosphatidylcholine intramembrane carrier activity; phosphatidylinositol binding. The record is from RefSeq and is a predicted model, not a curated record. The transcript is spliced from 12 exons. The coding region runs from base 1754 to 2566 and encodes 270 amino acids. Gene Ontology annotation, cellular component: cytoplasm. NCBI's taxonomy places the organism in Eukaryota, Metazoa, Chordata, Actinopteri, Siluriformes, Ictaluridae. Gene Ontology annotation, biological process: phospholipid transport.